AUGUCUACCUUCACCGAGACCCCUUUCCUCCCAUUGUCCCCUACUGUCUAUGACGCCAAGGCACUGGCAAGGACAGCUCCCUCAACAGCUGACAGUAUCAGUGUUGAAUCAGCACAUGACCAAGAAGCUCAACCAGAUCUCGGCGAAAGGCAGUACAAUUAUUUCUCACCGUUCAUCUCCGAGAGAGCGGUUGACGAACCGCGACCCCUCAAAGUCAUCUAUAUCGGUGCCGGUAUUUCGGGGAUCCUGGCGGCCAUCAAGUUCCGCCAGGCUGUACCGAACUUGGAUCUCACCAUCUACGAAAAGAACAGCGAGCUGGGGGGGACUUGGUUUGAGAACAAGUACCCUGGCUGUGCAUGUGGUAAGGCAGGAACAAUACCUGGGAAUGUUUUCAAAAAGGCUCACAAGAGUUCAGAUGUCCCAUCACACGCAUACCAGCUGAGCUUCGAGUCCUGGACACGAUGGAGUCAUUUCUUCUCCGGCGCGGAUGAGAUCCUUGAGUAUUGGAAGCGAGUUGCACACAAGUACGACGUUCGCAAGCAUAUCAGGUUCCAGUCCCGCUGCAUUGGAGCCCGCUGGAACGACUCAAUCGGUAAAUGGUUUGUCCAGAUCGCAGACGAGGCAGAUCCAGAAGGACGGACCUUUGAGGACUCUGCAGAUGUACUGAUCACCGGGACCGGACUGCUCAAUGAGUGGAAAUGGCCAGCUAUUCCUGGCCUCCAUAGUUUCAACGGGAAGUUGCUGCAUAGUGCCGCCUGGGAUGAAAGCUAUCAGAUUGAGGGCAAGCAAGUUGCCGUUAUUGGGGCCGGUAGCAGCGGGAUCCAGAUCGUACCAGCCCUACUCGACAAAGUUCAGGGUAUGGACCACUAUGUCCGCGGCAAGACCUGGAUAUCGAACCAGCACGGUGGAGAGCGUCUAUCAGCACGUACUGCCGGCAAAGGAGGCAACUUUGCCUAUACCGAAGAUGAGAAGCAGGUAUGGGCAAAAAACACGGCCGCCUACAUCCAGUACCGCAAAGAGCUCGAGCUGGAGAUGCAGACACUGUAUGCCAAGUCGCAGAGGGGAAGCAGUCUUCAACAUUCGGCACGAAUGAAGUACACAGCAGAUAUGCAGCAUCGACUCAGGGAAAAGCCAGAGCUCUUGAAGGAGUUGCUACCUGAUUAUCCUCCGCUUUGUAAGCGCCUUACGCCUGGGCCGGGAUACCUGGAAGCUCUUACGUCGCCGAAAGUGAAUGUGAUCACCAAUCCGAUCGUAUCCGUCGAUGAGGCAGGAAUAACUACAUCAUGUGGAACGCACCGUCCAGUUGAUGUUAUAGUCUGUGCUACUGGCUUUCAGAUCGGAGGAGGCUUCCCAGUCAUCGGGCGAGAUGGAGUCAACCUCCGCGAUAAAUACAGACAGAGAGCCGAGACAUAUUUGGGCCUGGCCACCGACGGGUUUCCCAACUUCUUCCAAUCCCUCGGGCCGAACUCGUUCCAGGGCGCAGGAAACCUGCUGAUUAUGAUGGAGCAGAUUCAUUCCUAUCUUGCGCAGCUGAUCUCAAGAAUGGCCUACGACAAUAUUGGCCUUGUGGAGCCCAAGCGGGCCCAGGUGGAACGUUUCACAAACUACUGCGACACCUACUUUGACCGAACCGUCUACAGUGCUGACUGUGUGAGCUGGUACAAGUCCUCGCCACCGGGAGCCUCGCUGGAGGACCGGAAGAAGGGGCGAGUGACGACACUUUGGCCUGGAAGUAGUUUACAUUGCUUGAAGGCGCUUGAGAAGGUCAGAUGGGAGGAUUACAAGUUGCAGCCCUACGACGGCAAUGAGUUUGGCUGGUUUGGGAAUGGUUGGACGGUGGCUGAGAGGCAGGAGCAGGUCGAUGCCGCUACUUUAACUCCAUAUCUGGACACCACGGACUUUAUAGAUGAUGUAGAGCAUACAAAAUAG
Molecule: messenger RNA, 1929 nt
Organism: Aspergillus nidulans FGSC A4
Lineage: Eukaryota; Fungi; Ascomycota; Eurotiomycetes; Eurotiales; Aspergillaceae
Product: flavin-containing monooxygenase
Exons: 2
Coding region: 1-1929 (642 amino acids)
Molecular function (GO): N,N-dimethylaniline monooxygenase activity; NADP binding; flavin adenine dinucleotide binding
Source: RefSeq, a predicted model, not a curated record